AUGGUUGGCGUGGUACUGUUUGUCUACCUCAUCGAUUCGGUCGCAUUCUAUCCUUUCCUUAUGUUCUUUGUGAUAGAAGUUAUGACACUUAUUGUUUCCAUUGUCCACGCCCGCCGACCACACUUAGGUGUCGUGCUCAUUUAUGUGUCAUUAGAGAUAGGAAAAGCUCUCGCUGCCAUGACAUUAGCUCUCGUCACUGUUCUUAACGACCAUGACAAGGACUGUGCUGUGAAGCGAGUGUACCCCACAUUCAUUUUUCUCAGUGGACCGAUUCACCGGCACUCACCACAAUUGCAUGACUACAAUUCUGAUGACGACACGAUGCCGUUGAACUUCUAA
Messenger RNA from Ostertagia ostertagi, 339 nucleotides. The record is from the annotation of a GenBank genome assembly. NCBI's taxonomy places the organism in Eukaryota, Metazoa, Nematoda, Chromadorea, Rhabditida, Trichostrongylidae.